Populus nigra (black poplar) is the source of this 721-nucleotide messenger RNA. RefSeq names its product NADH dehydrogenase [ubiquinone] iron-sulfur protein 4, mitochondrial-like. Bases 101 to 550 code for a protein of 149 amino acids. Gene Ontology annotation, biological process: electron transport chain. The transcript is spliced from 5 exons. The record is from RefSeq and is a predicted model, not a curated record. Lineage: Eukaryota; Viridiplantae; Streptophyta; Magnoliopsida; Malpighiales; Salicaceae.
GCCUCUCAUAAACAUUCCACAAAAAUAUAACAGGCCAGUCUGUAGAAGGCAUCUAUGCUCUUUUAGCAUUGAAGAAAUCUGAUCAAGCAAGCUCCAAGAAAUGGCGAGUUCUCGUGUUCUAAAUCUUACUAGAGCUCAUCGAUUGGCCCUUUUAUCUUCACGAAGAUGGUUAUCUUCAUCCGCCUUGGUUGAGGUCAAUCCCGGGGAGGUCGGCAUGAUCUCUGGCAUUCCGGAGCAACACCUUCGUAGAAGGGUAAUAAUCUAUUCACCUGCUCGAACGGCAACGCAACAGGGCUCAGGGAAAGUUGGCAGAUGGAAAAUUAAUUUCCUGUCUACACAAAAGUGGGAAAAUCCUUUGAUGGGCUGGACUUCUACGGGAGAUCCAUAUGCCAAUGUAGGUGAGGCAGGGCUCAGUUUUGACAGUGAAGAAGCUGCAAAGGCAUUUGCUGAGAAACAUGGUUGGGAAUAUGAGGUCAAGAAACGUCACACCCCUCUUCUAAAGCCUAAAUCGUACGCUGACAAUUUCAAGUGGAAGGGCCCAGCAAAUUAAGAGCGAAAUUACCACAGUUCUUCAUAUUGACACUUGAAAAGAUGUAAGCAUAUCCUAAUUAUUAUUAUGUCUAAUAUCUGUGUAUAUGUAUUCAUAUAUGUUGCUGUCUCUGCGAAUUAAAACUAUCGAACUUUCUGUUUGGAAGAUACAAUUCUUAUGCUUGUGUUGUAA